Messenger RNA from Malania oleifera, 987 nucleotides. RefSeq names its product acyl carrier protein 1, chloroplastic-like. The transcript is spliced from 4 exons. The record is from RefSeq and is a predicted model, not a curated record. Bases 239 to 667 code for a protein of 142 amino acids. Gene Ontology annotation, molecular function: phosphopantetheine binding; acyl carrier activity. Lineage: Eukaryota; Viridiplantae; Streptophyta; Magnoliopsida; Santalales; Ximeniaceae. Gene Ontology annotation, biological process: fatty acid biosynthetic process.
AUCGGCAUUUGGGGUAAGAUAUCCGAGGACCCAAACACUACAAAUUCGAUACGAACAAGGCGCACGAAUCAAUAACAGACACCUAUAAAACGCGAAUCUCACACAUCUCACCCUCUCAUACUCCCUCUCUCACGUUCUUUGUGCUCUCCGCCUCCAUCUCUUUCUCUCUCCAGCUCCCAUUUCUCUCAAUUUUCUUCUCGGAUCUCUGUCCCUCUUCCUCUCUCCGUGGGAUCUAUCGAUGGCUUCAGUCGCAGCUACAUCGAUUUCGAAGGCCCCUUUCUCAUGCUCUUUCAAGCAGAACCUGGCACCUACAAGAAUCUCAAAUCUGAGUUCAGUUUCUUUGUCUGUCAAGGGGAUUAGCUAUCCAUCGCUCAGGUUGCAACCGGGGCAAUCCCGCUUCCGGGUUUCCUGCGCUGCCAAACCAGAGACUGUGAACAAGGUGUGUGAAAUAGUCAAAAAACAGCUGGCACUACCAGAUGGCUCUGCUGUCAGUGGAGAGUCAAAGUUUGCAGCACUUGGAGCUGAUUCUCUCGAUACGGUUGAAAUUGUGAUGGGCCUCGAGGAAGAAUUUGGAAUCAGUGUGGAAGAAGAAAGUGCCCAGAGUAUCACCACCGUUCAAGAAGCAGCCGAUCUUAUUGAGAAGCUCAUGGAGAAGAAGGAUGCUUAGAAGUUGGAGACGAGAAAUUUGGGACAGCCUAUGGGAACUUUUCUUCAGGUUGCCUAUUAUUCUCAAAUAUUUGUAGUUGUAUUUGUCCCCCUGGUCAUGGAAAGUUGAGCGGACUUGUUACCCACCCCCCUAGGUUUUUCCUGGUUAUUUAGUCCAUAUUUCAUUAAACUCUUGUUGUCCCCUUUUUGGUUAGAAUUAAUUUGAAUGCCUUCUUAAGUUAUCCUGCUUUUGUGUUCUUUCCUUUGGAGACCACCUUGAAGCAUGUGUUUUGGCUAGAUAUAUAAAAACCUCCUCGAGGAGCACAAUUUAUUGAACAAAAA